AAACAGCUGGUUUUAAUUCUGAAAUAAUCAAGCACGAGAGGCAGAGAUUGAUUCAGUGAAGUGCUAACGUUAACGUUUUAAUUAAGAAGUGAAAGACCCUGUUUGCACAGGUAGCUGAAACGUAAAGAAAACAACAUACUCGUCUGGGUCUUGAUUUACUUCGGAUUUGGAAGACGUUAGUGGUAUUUUUAUGAAAUGGGUAAAGUGAGUUUUUAUGUCCUCUGGUCCCUUCGUGACGCUCCCCGACAGCUGAUCAGUAAAUUCAACCGGCUCGGCUACCAGUCUCAGAUACCCUUGCCAUUGCCAAAACAGCUGGUGGUGUUUAGCCUUGGAGACUGGAGGUCCUAUUCGAGAGACACCAGCAUCACAGUAGAGGUGUCUGUCAGUCCAGAUGUGACGCCCCAGAAGAUAGGAAGGUUGUCAGCUGAAACAAGGUGUCUGGUGUGGGAGGGGGAAUGGAGGCUUGAUCUACUCACCGCUGCAAUGGAACAAGCAGACAGAGGAGUCUUUGGUAAACUUCUGCUCACAGUCAAUGGACAGGUUAAAACCAGUUUUACCAGCAGCACUCCAGUGUCCUCCAGGAAACGGCUCAAUAUGGACUGCCAGUCUUCAUCCCAGCAGGUGGAAACCAUGACAACACUGCUGUUCAGUGGAGUACAUCAAUUGCCAAAGACACCUGAACGUACAGUUUUAGGAAGGAGUAAGAUUCCGAAUUUAAGCGCUGGGGAUCUGAGUGUCAUGAGAAGCACCAUCAAAGACUCCCCACCUUCAAAAAAGAUGUGCACGCUGUCGGUGGCAAGAAGUGAUGAGGAAAAAGAGGUCCGGUUUCUGAACAAAGCAACGAAAUCUGAGAAAGAACUUGUGGAGAAGAUCACUGAAGAGACUGAACUGGAUAUGAAGGUGCUUCAAGUGUGUCCGAAUCCACGGUGGGGUCAUAGAAUGUGUCUCAGUGACCCGGAGACUGCAAUUCUGAUUGGUGGAGAGGGCAGCGAGCAGAAGCACUGCAAAGACUCCCUGUGGAAACUUGAAAUCGAUAAUGAUUUUUGGUUCCCAAUGGACUCUUCUGUCUCUGGCCCCACUCCAUCCUGUUCUCGGGGUCACUCAGCCACGUAUGACCCCGAAUCGAAGCGCAUUUAUGUUUUUGGUGGGGUGAAGGAUGGCAAGCGUUACAGUGACAUAUACAUGCUGAACACUUUAACAUGGAAAUGGUCUCUCAUACCUGCAAAAGGUAAAAUCCCUACACUGGCUUAUCACAGUGCAACAAUCUAUAAAAGGGAGCUGUUUGUCUUUGGAGGCAUCUUCCCAAAUCUUUCGCCUGAAGGGAAAGCUCCCAGUAACGCACUCUAUAUAUUUAACCCGGAGUAUGAAAUCUGGUACCAGCCUAUUGUGGAAGGAGAGAAGCCACUGCCCAGAUUCGGUCACUCGGCCACUCUGUUAACAAACAAGCUGAUCAUUUUUGGUGGCAAAAAGACUCUAGCCUUCCUCAACGAUCUCCAUAUAAUGGACCUAGGUUUCAUGGAGUACACGUCUGUACAGUAUGCUAACUCGCCUCCAGUGCCUCGCGGGUUCCAUGCUGCUGUACCAGUGUCCGAUAACAAAGUGCUCAUCAGUGGUGGCUGCAGUGCAAUUGGGGCCCUACAGGACAUGCAUUUAUUUAAUUUGGACAAUAGCACCUGGAGUUGUAUAACUCCCUCAGGCCUUUGCUCAGUACCCCGGGCUGGACACAGCAUGAUCAAUCUCGAUGUACCUCGCCUGACUGACGCUGAGAAAGAGAAACAACCCAAUGGAACGUUCUGCAUGAUUCUCAUGUUCGGGGGCUCAGAUUGUUCUGGGAAGUUCUACAAUGAUACAGUAAAAUCCAUCUUAGAAAUCUAGAAGAAACAAACUCAUUACUGACCUCAACAGUGGGACGAAGCCUUCCUUUGGUAAUGUUUGAAAUAAUGUUUCUUAAAUACAAAUGUGCACAUAUAUUUUUUAUAUCCAAUAUUUUGCCAAUUUCCAUCUCUUUUCUUAUUAAACACUGAUUUCACUGUAGAAGUUGAUAUGCAUGAAGGGUUCCCAUCCUUCCACUGAUGUAUUGUACAGCUGUUCCACAGUUGCAUGUUGUUUUUUGUAUUCAAAUGUGUUUCCAGAUGUGUUCUAUAUGGCCUCAGUGAUAGUCAAAUGAGGACCAUAGGGACAGAGACCAUUUGCAAUGAACCAGGGGUUUGUGACCAGGUUUGAACAGGUUCCAAACUGGAAGUUUUUAAAUGAUUAUCCUAGCGGUCCUGUUUUAGAUGGUACAGAAAAAUGAGGGACAUUCGUGUUUAAGACUGAACAAUGAAAGUGUGUCAUUGUUUCUGUAUUGCUGAACCUCUAAGUAAAUUGCCUUGAUGUAGCACCUAUUUCUGAGCAAACAAAAUCCAACAUUUAUAUAUCGCUCUUGCCAUCUCACGCAUCUUGUCCUGUACAAGUGCAGCAUGCUUGACUUGUAAUCACUUUUAACGAUUAAUGUUCUACAUUUUAUAUGGUAGGUAUUCACUUCAAACUCUUGGAUUUAAUGGUCUGUGUUAUGGGCACUUUGUAAAUAAGCAUAGAUGUGUUUUUAUGUAAAUAUUGAAUUUUAUUUAUUUUUCAACACCUUUUUUUUAAAUUAAAUCACUUCCUAACAAAAAAA
Acipenser ruthenus (sterlet) is the source of this 2656-nucleotide messenger RNA. RefSeq names its product probable serine/threonine-protein kinase DDB_G0272254. Gene Ontology annotation, molecular function: protein binding. The transcript has 13 exons. The coding region runs from base 196 to 1875 and encodes 559 amino acids. The record is from RefSeq and is a predicted model, not a curated record. Lineage: Eukaryota; Metazoa; Chordata; Actinopteri; Acipenseriformes; Acipenseridae.